AUGCAGCGGAGAAAGAAGAAGGCUAAGGAGCCCAAGGACGAUGGUCGAGUCGUCAACGCCUUCACGUGGGGGACCGGCGAUGGCGGCCAGCUGGGCUACGGCCUCGACAUUCCGAUCGCGCAGAAUGUUCCUCGACCAGCGUUCCCGAUCGGGGCGCUGGCGGGCCGACAUGUUGUCCGCGCGGCCGCAGGAGGGCGGCACUCGCUGUUCCUGCUCGAAUGCGGCGAGGUGUUGGCCUGUGGCGUGUGGGAUGACGGGCAGCUCGGGUGCAUGGAUCGUCCGGUGGUACUUGUUCCGGGCUCCACUGAGGAGAUGGUCUCGGUACCUAAGUCUCUCGUUCCGCGAGGGAGCGAGACUUUCCCCGUUCCGGUGCAGGUGCCGCCCAAGCUGAUAGUGAAAGAGCUAGCCGCGGGCUUCGCGUCAAGCUUUCUGGUGACGGACUUUGGUGAGGUGUGGUCGUGGGGUAGCGGCAAAUUUGGGUGUCUUGGCUUGGGCGAUGACGAGAGCCGGUGGUUUCCUAGCCGCAUCCCCCUGUUCGCGGAGAACCAACCAGCCACGGCCGAGACGGUCAGCGCCGGCAAGUGGCACGUGCUUUGCCUCACGCAGAAGACACACGAGGUAUAUGCAUGGGGCCGCAACAACUGGGGUCAGUUGGGAACAGGAGAGGCCGGUGAAUGCGAGCGGAGUCCCGUGGCGAUACGCUGGACCAAGCGGGAAACCCCGUUGAAGAUAUCGGCCGGCGCUGACCACAGCGUCGCCAUGGUGGACCUGCUACGCCCAAACCAACGCCGGGACAUCGUCGCCUACGCCUGGGGAAACCCAGACCACGGUCGACUGGGUUCCGAGCGGCAGCAAACGCACGCCUCGCCCAUGGAAGUCGAGGACCUUACCCAUGCACUACGGAAGUUGAAACGGACCAUCGCUGGCGUGUCGGCCGGCGGGACUCACACUCUGGCCGUGCUGGGCUCCGGCGAGGUGGCCGCGUGGGGCGGGGGGAUGUACGGCCAGCUAGGAGACGGCCACAUGUGGGACAGGCCAGAGUCGGUCAUGGCCACCGGGUUGCAGGGAGUGCGGUCGGUCAGCGCCGGCGCGAGGCACUCCACGGCUCUUGCGGUAGACAUGGCGGGCACGCAGGUGUGGGGUUGGGGGUUCAACCGUUGGGGCGAGCUGGGUGGGGGGGACGAGAGCGUCCGGCUCCAGCCCUACCGAGUCGGGGGGCUGGACGGGUGCACGGUGCAGCACGUGGUGGCCGGGGAGAGACACACGAUUGCCCUGACAAACGGAAAGGCGCUCCGAGUGAAGGACUUGGGCGACUAUCGAGGCUUCAUCAACGCGUACAAGAAGGGCGGGCUGAUGGUCUACGACGCUCUCAAAAAGACAAUGGAGAAACAGAAGCUCAACCCCGAUUGGUUGGACACUCCGCUCGAGUUUUUCCCCGGUCAGCCGGGUAUGACCUCGGCGGAGUGUCGGCUGGGCACCGCCGAGCCACACAUGGACUGGUGCAUGGACACGGCGCCGCCCGGAAAGGACGUAUUUGAUAGCCUCAGAGGUGGGCACGAGAUAGUCUACGUGUGCCGGCCUUGCAAGCGAGAUCGUGUAUGCCUCGCCUGUGCGAGAAAGUGCCACUCAAAGCACUGCAUCGAACCCGCAUUUCGUCUCAGAGACGGAUCCAAGCCGUGCGAUUGUAGCACCACCCCGGGUAUGUGCGCCUGCAAGUGGAGUCCCAUGAGAGAGCACUUUCGAGCGAUGACCGCCUCCGGAGUGACGCCAGGGAACCCGGCGCUGGGUGAUGACGGGCUUCUGCAUCCCUCCGAGCUGAGGGAGUUGCUGCAAAUUGUCCGCGGCGGUGCGGCGUUUGUGACGUCUGAUGACGUGGACGAAGGGCUGGCGUUGUUGACCCAGGGCGGGGAAAAAGAACGGAUAGGAUACCUUCCGUUCGAGCGGUGGUAUGAAGAACACUUUAGCAAGAUUGAUGCUGAGCUCGAUGAGGGUGGUGGCACAUAA
Messenger RNA from Ectocarpus siliculosus, 2004 nucleotides. The record is from the annotation of a GenBank genome assembly. Lineage: Eukaryota; Phaeophyceae; Ectocarpales; Ectocarpaceae.